Messenger RNA from Symbiodinium sp. CCMP2592, 2142 nucleotides. The record is from the annotation of a GenBank genome assembly. Lineage: Eukaryota; Dinophyceae; Suessiales; Symbiodiniaceae.
AUGGCUAAGUCCUCCAGCUCAGCUUCCAAGAAGCAGAAGCUGGACCAUCUCGAUGCUUUCCGUAGAGGCAUUCCCUUCGUGUCGUGCUCGGCAUUGGCAGCGAUUUUGAACAAGGUGGAACAGGAAGGAGUGCCAGAGCUGCAUGGAAGGAAGAACAUCAAGCAAGCGGUUCUGGAGAAGAUUGCCGCCAUGGCUGGGGAUUGUGGGUCUUUACUCAAGCAGCUCACAGCUGUGCGAAUUGAUGGAUCAAAAGAUAUGUUCGCACAGAAGCUCUGGAACCCGGUGCAUGGCAUUGUCAUGAAAUCAACCGAUGCAUUGUUUGUUUUCCAUUGGACCCUCCACGUCUUUUUACAAGACGGCAGUGCCCAGAAGCAAACAUUUGCAAACCGCCAGGGCAUCGGUUCUCGUGUUUGCAUGCUCUGCAAGAACAUUUUCAAUGUUAGACGUGAAGGUGAUGAUGACGACGAGGGGAAGAUCAGCUCCAGACACCUGACCCUGUCCUCCUGCGACCUUGCCUCGGACAGCGAAUUGCUGCAGAGUUGGGAUCGGCUGGCAGCAAAGGCAGGAACUGAACGCAAGGAAGCCUUGGAAAAAGCGGUGCAGGCAGGAUGGGGUCCAGUGAUGCGGCCGAAGUUUCAUUGGACCCUCCACUUGGAUGGCUGCUACGAGAAACAAGGAUUUCUGCCUGCAUGCUGGGUCUUGGAAGCCGCCCGUAAAUAUGGGUCGGCUUCUAGCAAUACGAUUCGUUUCGACACAUCUCUUCUGGAAGAGGUGACUGCAGAGCAUUUGUCGGUCAUGGGCAAAGAAGAGGGUUUCCAUUUGCGGGCACAUUUGCUGCAGCCGCAUGCUUGCACUGCAAAGCUGAAGAAAAGCUUGGUGCAGUACAAUGUCCUGCGGCAGGAGGGUGAGUGCAUGACAAGCACCAUGACAAGGCUGAAGCAUGGUGCUAUCAUCAAGAAAGGCGACAUGGUGCUGCAUGGCAGUGAGCCAGGGCACGAGUGCCCUUAUAGAUGUGCCAAAGUGCACUGCUGCAUUGAGCUGCACAAUAUUGCUCUGGUGAUGCUUGCCCCCGCCACUUUCCUUCAGCAGCGGUGGGACAUGAACAUGCUCAAGUUUCGUGAAGAGGCAGGUGACCCCCAGAUUUACAUCAUCGGUGCCGAUGACCUGCUUUGCAGUGUCGUGUACAACAAAGCCAAUGAUGGCACACUGACCGUGUUGCCGCCUGCCUAUUUGCGCUACUUGGAGUUGUGGCAGUUGCCCGGUGCCAACAAACAAGGUCAUCUCAAGUGUACUGCAUCCGAAGUUCUGGGUUUGUUGAAACCAUUGCAGCACUACUUCACAACAUGCUGCCUGCAAGAAGAAGUGCAGCCUGCGAAAGCAUCGCUUCUAGCAUGGUUGCAUGUGCUCGAACUCUUGAACGAUCAAAAUCAAGCACCACUUCGGUCCAGACAAUUGCUCCUUGCUUGCGAGGAAGCCUUGGAAAAAGCGGUGCAGGCAGGAUGGGGUCCAGUGAUGCGGCCGAAGUUUCAUUGGACCCUCCACUUGGAUGGUUGCUACGAGAAACAAGGAUUUGUGCCUGCAUGCUGGGUCUUGGAAGCCGCCCGUAAAUAUGGGUCGGCUUCUAGCAAUACGAUUCGUUUCGACACAUCUCUUCUGGAAGAGGUGACUGCAGAGCAUUUGUCGGUCAUGGGCAAAGAAGAGGGUUUCCAUUUGCGGGCACAUUUGCUGCAGCCGCAUGCUUGCACUGCAAAGCUGAAGAAAAGCUUGGUGCAGUACAAUGUCCUGCGGCAGGAGGGUGAGUGCAUGACAAGCACCAUGACAAGGCUGAAGCAUGGUGCUAUCAUCAAGAAAGGCGACAUGGUGCUGCAUGGCAGUGAGCCAGGGCACGAGUGCCCUUAUAGAUGUGCCAAAGUGCACUGCUGCAUUGAGCUGCACAAUAUUGCUCUGGUGAUGCUUGCCCCCGCCACUUUCCUUCAGCAGCGGUGGGACAUGAACAUGCUCAAGUUUCGUGAAGAGGCAGGUGACCCCCAGAUUUACAUCAUCGGUGCCGAUGACCUGCUUUGCAGUGUCGUGUACAACAAAGCCAAUGAUGGCACACUGACCGUGUUGCCGCCUGCCUAUUUGCGACCUCGCCAUGCAUGA